Saccoglossus kowalevskii is the source of this 583-nucleotide messenger RNA. RefSeq lists its product as uncharacterized. The record is from RefSeq and is a predicted model, not a curated record. NCBI's taxonomy places the organism in Eukaryota, Metazoa, Hemichordata, Enteropneusta, Harrimaniidae.
UAUGAGAUCAACCGACCGAAAAACUACCAGGAAACGACUGCGAUUCAGGGGCGAGCUCACUGACAGAAUGAAUGGUAUACCCGGCGAGCCGCUUUGUUCGCCGAUUGUGUUGGAAUAUAUAGAACAGAGCGAGGAUGAAGCACCAUUGAUGUGGGACAAUUUGAAAAUUAAGAGUUCUCAAUAUUUUUGCUGCGGCGGGGAAUGGUGUCUUUCUAUACCUCUAAUACUCUACUCGAUGUUUUGUUUGAUUACAUUUAUGUAUUUAAAACCGCCUUCAUCAGAAAGUUUCCAAUGUAUUAAUUUUGAGGUCACAGAGACAGCAGAAGAAUUGAAGAUAAGUGUUUAUCAUAUUCUUGCUAUGUUGUCAUCGUUUAUUAUUCCACUACUGGCAGCAUGUAGUUGUUGUGGUUUCUCCUGGGUGAUUACAUAUUUUGACUCUUUACAACCAGGCCAGUGUCCACCCACUCCAAUGUCACCCAAACAAUAUCGGUUAGAAUCUGGUCACACAUUUCACAUAAACUACAUGAUGGCCAUAGCUAAUGGUGUUGCAGUGUUCUGCUUGACAAUGUGGUACCUACCAUGA